Molecule: messenger RNA, 1941 nt
Organism: Kockovaella imperatae
Lineage: Eukaryota; Fungi; Basidiomycota; Tremellomycetes; Tremellales; Cuniculitremaceae
Exons: 2
Coding region: 284-1681 (465 amino acids)
Source: RefSeq, a predicted model, not a curated record
GUCGAAGCGAAAUGUCACCCAACCCGAUCUCGUGCAUUGACGCAUUCAAGCGAGGAGAUUACUCGACGAUGCGAUUCAGGACACUCAUUCCGUCUCUUGGGUCUCAUCCACCCACAUUCUCGACCUGGACUCCUGAGCUACCUGUAGCCACUGCACUACAUAUCUUGCACUGUCCAUCUUGACCAAGCGGUAUCUGUCCCAUUGAUCAUCCCUCAAAGUCUUCUGCUCUUGUCCUCUCCAGGUUUAGCCCGAACCGCUCGACCGCCUACCCAUUCUUUCCGCGAUGGGCGGCAACGCAUUGGGACGACAAGCGAACCGUAUGAGUCUACCUCAACAUCGAGCCUUUUCGACCUAUUGUCAAGAACGACUCGAACCAUUUUUCAAGGGCAUCUACAAGUGGAAAGAUCUCAAAGACAAGGAGUCGCAUGGAGAUUUGGACCUCGUUUGCGCCUGGGACGAGUAUGAUCCUACCGCCCAUGUCAAAGGGUACGAAGAGGAUCUAAGGUUUACACAUCAAGUUCAAGAACGAAAGGGCAUACCGUCUGCCAGUAACGCCAGCCCUAACUCUGGCUUAUCCGUAGCGGGAGAUGGAGCCACAGUACAAGCGCCGGGUGGCAAGGCUACCUGGUCGAAAGGCCUGGCACUGCACCCGGACAAUCUCAAAUUCCGAGCCUGGGUCUCAGACUUGGCCAAAGCUCUCAACGCAUCUGCCUGGGCGAGGAACGGUAUCAAGACCCCCAUCAUCUCGUUUGCAGUCCUAUGUGAAGAUCUCCCCUUUGAAGAAGCUCAGGACGUUCAGCCAACCGAAGAACAAAAGGCAGCAGGCCAUGAGCCCUUUUGGCAAGUCGAUUGUAUCACCGUACCCAGCUCCACCGCCUCAUUUGCGCUCCUGUCUACGUCCUAUGGCGACUCCCUCGUUGUCCUUUCCUACGCACUCAAAAUACUCUGCCCAUCGUUCAGCCUCAGCUCCACGCAGUUCAACCUCAAACAUUCCCCAUUCAGCGGUAUUCCUCCAAUUCAAGUGCAGCUCACCACAGACCCUGUGCCCUUCUGUAAAUGGCUAGGCGUAGACUAUGACAAGUGGCAAGCGACAACAUUUGCAGAUAACCAUGAGCUCUGGGAAUGGCUCACAAACGUUGAGCCUUCCAGCAUCCUCGGAACCAUCUGGAUCAAGUUGGCUGCGCCGCGAAAGGAGGAUCACGACAAGGAUUUUGAAACUGGGGAUGGGACACCCGUCAUACGGAAUCACGUAAGGAAGAUCUCAGGCGUUGCAAAGUUUCUCAAAUGGUUAAGGAGACCAGAUUCUCAUUGGGUCAAGCUGGCUGUUGAGUGUGAAGCCGCAAAGUUGGGAGAGUCCACCAUCAACCCCUCUUCUUGUGACGAUACAGCUCGGUCUGUGGCUUCUGCAGAGCCUAGCCCCAUCAGUACCUCGGUCGAGCAGCUCAUCUUAGACCCUGGAUCGCCGUCUCCCCUGGACAACCACGCACGAGACGCUCUGACAUUCUGGGACUGUCAGUCAGAAUACAAUGUUCAAUACGCCGAUAGGCAAGGUCAAGCGCGGCUGCUGGCGGAACGGCGACAGAAACACUUGGAAAACAAGGCCAAGCAAGAGGCUCAGCUUGCUUCAUUGGCCCAAGGCGUUGAUCAGUUGAAGAUUGUGAAUUCUCAAGUGGACUUGUGAGGUCAGUCAGGGUAUAGGAGGAGAGGUCACUGGCUCGCCAUUGUGGGUCUCACUCAGUUGUCGUGAAUAUCCUCCAUUCAUCCUGUCCCGUCGUCUUUCUCAUCCUCAGUGGCGAUGUGUUGUAUCUCUGACUUAUACCUUGUAUGGAUUGGCUGGUCCACCCAUCUUAACGAGUCACGCUCAUGAAUCGUACGAUGUAUAGAAUGCUCUUUUGUUUACAGACGAAGCGACGUUCGCGCUAUGCACAGGUGUCAUGCAUG